Molecule: messenger RNA, 6084 nt
Organism: Egretta garzetta (little egret)
Lineage: Eukaryota; Metazoa; Chordata; Aves; Pelecaniformes; Ardeidae
Gene: SLC5A3
Product: solute carrier family 5 member 3
Exons: 5
Coding region: 2441-4582 (713 amino acids)
Biological process (GO): myo-inositol transport; transmembrane transport; inositol metabolic process
Cellular component (GO): plasma membrane
Molecular function (GO): D-glucose:sodium symporter activity
Source: RefSeq, a predicted model, not a curated record
GAAAAUAAAAGGGAGAAUAGAUAGGCGAAAUAAAACUAUGUAGAAGUGGAACAGGAAAGAUGGGAAGUAAAAAAUAUGGAAAGUAAGGCAAGACCUGUAUAAGUGAAGGACCUGUACUGUGGGAGCACUAGUGCAAAUACUGGUGCUGGAAAUGAGAUACUAAAUAAAAUGCAUCACCCCUGGUGAGGAGAGGGGAGGGAAAGAAAUAGAUGGUGUAAAGGAAGGGUCAUGAACCCUAGAAAUAAGAUUGUGAGGAACUAAAUAGGAACUGUUGUUGUGCUGUUUCUCACAUCUUUUCUUCCUAAUCCUGGUUUGUCCACCUGCAGGCCAAUCCUUUUGCUUCAGUUAUGCACAUAUCUAAGGCAUAAUAAUUAAAAACAAAGGUACACGCGGAGCAUGGAUACAGGAGGGGAACGUGUUCAGUGGAGUUGAUGUGUUUUGAGACUACUAGAAAAAUCAGUGUUUGGUGGCUUUUAAAUAUAGGUAAUUACAAAGCUUGAUAGAAUAGCACUGGUUGUUUUAUAACAAAGAUAACUUAUUUAAGCCUUGUUUUGGUGUCUUAAAAUCUCCAAGAAGGAUCAGAAAUCUUGUAAGAGCACCCAGCAGACUAGGAAGCUUGAAGAGCCUCAAACUUAAAUUCUAGGAUUAUGUAUGCCCCUGAAACUUCUGUCUCGCCUUUCAAUGAAAUUUGUGAUGCUUUAUGUUCUUGAAAAGAUUGUGGGCAGCCAUAAAAGUGAUGGGAACUGGGAGAAGUCCUAAAUAAGCGUAAUGAUCUUGGUUUUAAUUUUUUAUUCUCCCUAGAAGUUCAUGGAAGAAUUUGUUUGGAGUAUUUUACCCUGUUGCAUGGAGACUGACACUUCCACUAUUCCUUUGUCAUUCCCCAAGUAACUUCUGAAGUCUAUACUCUCCUAGACAAAAUCCUCUUCAAAUGGGCUGAACCAGCACAUUUGUCUAGGCUAGGAGUACGCCACUUAACAUUGGUUACUGCUGAAUGGUGAUAACCGCCAACUGGAUCACAUCUUUACCUUGCAGCUAAAGAAAAUGGUCAUCUUUGAUAGAGAUUUUGCAACAAUUUCUGAUGGUGUGCUUCUAAUAUGGUGAUCGUGUUUGUCCACUAUGUCCAGAAAACUUGAUUAUGUGGUCCCAAAUCCUCUACAGAGAGCAAAUACUUACAUGUUUGCUUAUUUUACCCAUUCUCUUGCUGUUGCUGUUAGUGACUAAGUACUUCAUCAAACUAAUUCAGGUAAAUAGUACUUGCCAGUGGCAGUGGAAAAUGUUUGUGCUUCUGAACUUUAGGUUGCCACAAGAAGGAAUUUGAGUCUUCAGGCUCAGUGUCCCUCUGCAGCUUCCAACUUUGUAUGUCAGCUGAUGUCUUGACACGCUUACCUGGCAGGGAAAAUUACGCCUGAUGCUGCAUGAUUCCAGAAUCUUCUGUUUUUUUGGCAUCUCCUGGAGGAGAUACCCCCUCCCACCUCCAUUAAAAUGGCUUGCUUUCCCAGUUUGCCCUAUUGUGCCCUUUACUUAGCUACGGUUGACCACAUGCCUUCUCAGUACCCUCUUCCCUCUUCUGCUUCCAGUUCCCGUGUAGAAGGAAGAACGUCAUCUGUCUGCAGUUGCAAAGAAAAGCAUGGUUUCCUUGCUGAGGGAUGGAGCUGCUUAUAGUGACAACCUAUCUUCGGGCAUCUCUGCCUCUGGUGUUUGGAGUUUUUGGAAGAACAGUGGGAGCAAAUAAAUCCACUAUUCCUGACAGUGCUGGGGACUGACUCAUGGGGAAAGAAACCAUCCAAAUGUAAAUGCCACAGGCAGUGGCAUGAAGUGGCUUUCUGAGGUGCUGCUGGUGAUCAGUCCUUUAGAAAAGCAUCAAGAAGAAUGUAUUUUGGAGCAAGCUGCUGCUUCUGAUGCUGCAGUAAAAUGAAGACCAGAACUGGAGUGAUUACUGAAACCCCAGCCAAAAAAAAAGUGCAUUACUUGUUCAUAACAACUCCUUUGAGUGACUGACUUGACUCUUGCACCUCAGAUUGGACUUUUAUAGUAGUGAUGAUUUGUAGAGUUGCCUCUGCGGCACCUGUGUUCUCCAAGGCCAGCAGAAGUGUUGAUGCAGUACCACUUUGGGGCAGCAGAGCACGUGUGGCAAACAGGGUUGGUACAGUAGGCCUCACUAAACUUAGCUGCAACUAAGAAUUUCUCCUACAUCAACUGAGUUAAGGCUGAUGCUCUUGUGGAAUGUGGAUUAAAAGUGCGUGCUAAGUUCCAAAUUUCCAUUUGAGAAGCGGAGAAAGUAAAUGUACCACAACCACCAGCAUCAGGACAGCAAACCAAGGGACAAAGAAUUUGAUCCACAGUGUUGAUAUAUGUUAACUGGUUCACGUGUUGCUUAAAAGACGUUUGCUGGGGGGCGAGAAGUGGACGUCAGCUGUGCGAAGUCAUUUUGUUUACAAAAAUGAGGGCUUCUUUGGAAACAGCAGACAUUGCCAUUGUGGCACUGUACUUCGUGCUUGUAAUGUGCAUAGGUUUUUUUGCCAUGUGGAAAUACAAUCGGAGCACCGUAAGUGGCUACUUUUUGGCAGGGCGUUCUAUGACCUGGGUAGCUAUUGGUGCAUCUUUAUUUGUGAGCAAUAUUGGAAGUGAACAUUUCAUUGGGCUCGCAGGAUCUGGAGCGGCAAGUGGAUUUGCAGUAGGUGCAUGGGAAUUCAACGCCUUAAUGCUUUUGCAGCUUUUAGGAUGGGUCUUCGUCCCAGUCUACAUCCGGUCGGGAGUAUACACCAUGCCUGAAUACUUGUCCAAGCGUUUUGGAGGGCAUAGAAUUCAAAUAUAUUUUGCAGCAUUGUCUCUAAUUCUUUAUAUCUUCACCAAACUCUCAGUUGACUUGUAUUCAGGGGCACUUUUUAUCCAAGAAUCGCUAGGUUGGAACCUCUAUUUGUCAGUUAUCCUCCUUAUUGGAAUGACUGCCCUGUUGACUGUGACUGGAGGUCUUGUGGCUGUCAUCUACACAGACACCCUUCAAGCUCUGCUUAUGAUUGUUGGUGCCCUCACACUUAUGAUCAUAAGUAUUACGGAGGUUGGUGGGUUUGAAGAAGUUAAAAGAAGGUACAUGUUGGCGUCGCCAAAUAUUACAUCUAUCUUGUUAACCUACAACAUUUCCAAUACCGAUUCCUGCAAUGUCGACCCAAAGCCUGAUGCUCUUAAAAUGUUGCGCGAGCCAACAGAUGAAGAUAUUCCCUGGCCUGGAUUUCUGUUGGGACAGACCCCAGCUUCUGUCUGGUACUGGUGUGCUGAUCAAGUCAUAGUUCAGAGAGUUUUAGCUGCAAAAAACAUUGCUCAUGCCAAAGGAUCCACUCUGAUGGCAGGCUUCUUAAAGCUGCUGCCGAUGUUUAUUAUAGUUGUCCCAGGGAUGAUUUCACGAAUACUGUUUGCAGAUGAUAUCGCCUGCAUUAAUCCGGAACACUGUUUUCAAGUCUGCGGGAGCAGAGCUGGAUGCUCUAACAUCGCCUACCCACGUUUGGUGAUGAAACUUGUGCCGGUUGGUCUGCGGGGACUGAUGAUGGCUGUGAUGAUUGCUGCACUGAUGAGUGACUUGGACUCGAUAUUCAACAGUGCCAGCACCAUAUUCACACUUGACGUCUACAAACUCAUUCGGAAGAGCGCGACGUCUAGAGAACUGAUGAUUGUAGGAAGAGUCUUUGUUGCGUUCAUGGUAGUUAUAAGCAUUGCCUGGGUCCCGAUAAUUGUAGAAAUGCAAGGUGGUCAGAUGUACCUUUAUAUUCAAGAGGUAGCGGACUAUUUGACCCCACCGGUGGCUGCUCUGUUUCUUAUGGGUAUCUUUUGGAAGCGUUGCAAUGAGCAGGGGGCUUUCUAUGGCGGAAUGGCCGGGUUUGUUCUUGGAGCGAUACGGUUGAUACUGGCCUUUAUCUAUCGUGCUCCAGAGUGUAACCAGCUGGAUACUAGGCCAAGCUUUAUCAAAAACAUCCAUUACAUGUAUGUUGCAACAGCGCUGUUCUGGAUCACUGGGAUUGUGACCUUUGUAGUAAGCCUCCUCACGCCUCCGCCUACGAAGGAGCAGGUUCGGACGACCACUUUCUGGGCCGUGAAAAACAGGAGUGUAAAAGAGAAUGCUGCAAAGGGGGAGCUGUACAAAGUGCAAGAAAAGAGCAUCCUCAAGUGCAAUGAAAACGCAAACCAUAUCAUUCCAAAUGGCAAAUCAGAAGAAAAUAUUAAAAAUAUUAAGCCGGAGGAUAUCAAUCUUCUGGUUACUUGCAGAGAUGACAGCAACCCAAUGAGUUCGGUGAGUCACUCUGAAGUCGAGACACCAGUUGAUUGUUAUUCGAAUGGACAAGCGGCUUUGAUGGGGGAGAAAAAGCACGAGGAAGAGACUGAUGAUAGAGAGAGACAUUUGAAAUUCAUAGAUUGGUUCUGUGGCUUUAAAAGUAAAACCAUGAACAAGAGAGCUGUUCGGGAGAUCGAGGAAGAGACUGUUUGUUUACAAAUGCUGGAAGAGACUCCAAAAGUUAAACUAUUACUAAAUACUGGACUGGUCUGUGUCUGUUCACUUGGAAUAUUCAUGUUUGUCUAUUUCUCUUUGUGAGUGAAUAGUGAACUUUUAAGGGUAUGGCUAAACAUACAGAAGUUGAUACAGGUCUCUGGAGAUUUUGUUUGUUGGUGGGGUUUUUGUUUGUUUUUGUUUGGUAUUUUUUUCUUUUCAGCUAACAUAACUGCAACCCAGGCAUUGUUUACGCUAUAAUUGUAAGAUCGACUCAACUUUAGCUUAUUUAGAGACCAUCUGAGACAUGUUGCCCUAUCGCUGCUGAGGGCAGAACAUGUCAUGUGGUGUCUUUUUCUUUUUUUCCCCUUUUGUCUUUUUUUUUUUUUUUUUCCCAUUUGCAGUACUAACCUUCUGUUUUUCCGUGUAUACAUGUAUAAAUAUACCAAAGGCAGGCAGGUGGCUGUGUUUGAAGUCAGGCAGUUACAGAGCUCAGUCAGCAUUCGGGUGCAGAAAGCACGUAAUCAUUUGCCCAUGUGUAAAAUCUAAAUGAUUAAAAGCUGUGCGGAAAGAUUUUUUUUUUUCUUUAAAAUGUAAGGAUGCAAUGGACAUCAUUGUGUUGUCAUUCUUUGUAACAGCGAUAUUACCUCUGCCAACUUAGCACUUCUUCAAUUUUGCUCACUGCUGCUAGUUUUUUUUCCAGUUUCUCAUUUGUCUUACAGUAACAGCAGGAUGCACUUAAAACAUGAUAGCUGUUAGUAGCUUUCUACCUUUUUUUCCAAGAUGAAAUUUUUGUUUUUCCACUGUAAAUUCCAUUACUGAAAAGUUGCUGUAUUAAAAAAAAGAAAAAAACCAAAUGCAUCAACCUGGAGAUGACAAACUGGCAAUAGAGGAGAGGGGAAAAGUUUAAAAAAAAAAAAAAAAAAAAAAAAAGUGGUACUCUUUAUUUGGGUUUUGUAGGAUACUGAAAUAGAGUAUAUAUUCAGCCUCUUCAGUCCCCAAACCUUUAGGACAUAAUUAGGGUUAGCCUCUUUUUAGAGAAAAAUCUGUACGUAGGUUCUACCACAUGGGAAAAAGAGAAGUGUGAGACUCUGCAUGUCUUCAGUUUGGCAAGCACACUGAAAAAUAACUUUUCCUCUGCUGUGUGUGUAUCUAGAAGGAAAUACUCUGCAGCCCAACCACUGCUGCAUACGGGGUCUGUAAAGGGAGGAAAAAAAAAGUGGGAAGGCAAGAGGAAGGGGAGGUGGGGGGAAGUGAGGGGAAGAGGUAGAAGUGGUCCUUACUUCCCAGAGUUGUUUUGCUUCAUGUCUUCUCCCGCUUCCCCUUUCACCCUGUCAAACCUUCUUUUUUUAAGGAAUAAGUCCUGAGGGAUUCUGUGCCAGGAGAUAAGGAGCGCGUGCAGUCAUAAUCUAUGUCGGCAAUUGAGGUCUGACCUUACAAUUCUUAAAAAAAAAAAAAAAAGCUUUUCCCAGGUGAUCACAGAUGAUCAGUAGGUCUUGAGAUGCUGAGGUUCUUUUCUCCCGAAGGACGGAUGCCUGAGGCAGGCAUGAACAGCUUCCAGGCAUGGAAGCCAUGUGUGUGCAGCAAGUGGGUGGAGCUCAGCAGAC